AUGCGUCCAAUCAUUAUCGAGCAGAAAUACACGCCAGCCUACGAGAUUGUUGCUGCAAUAGAUGAGGCUUCAGAUAAAAACCCAUGGUAUUAUGAUAUUUGGAACUUUCUAGAAAAGGAGAUAUAUUCACUAGGGGAAAAUGCCAAGGAUAAACGAGGAAUAUGGCGUCUGGCCGUCCAGUCACAGACUAAUAAAGGUGUUGAGGCCGCGAACAAGAACAUCAAGACAAUUUUGCAGAAGAUGGUGGAGACUUACAAGGACUGGUCAGAGAAACUACUGUUUGCAUUUUGGGGCUAUAGAAUGUCGAUUCGGACAUCUAUAGGGGUGACCCCCUAUUCUCUUAUUUAUGGCAUGGAAACUGUUCUGCCAAUUGAAGUUGAAAUACCAUCACUGCGAGUUAUGGCUGAGUGCCAAAUAGCAGAAGCCGACUGGCAACAGAGUAGAUUUUAG
This is a messenger RNA of Camellia sinensis, 450 nucleotides long. RefSeq lists its product as uncharacterized. The record is from RefSeq and is a predicted model, not a curated record. NCBI's taxonomy places the organism in Eukaryota, Viridiplantae, Streptophyta, Magnoliopsida, Ericales, Theaceae. Gene Ontology annotation, molecular function: nucleic acid binding.